Molecule: messenger RNA, 516 nt
Organism: Drosophila serrata
Lineage: Eukaryota; Metazoa; Arthropoda; Insecta; Diptera; Drosophilidae
Source: RefSeq, a predicted model, not a curated record
AAAACCUUCAAUUCAAUUCAAUUUGACGAGACGUAAACUGAACAGGAACUUUACACAAAAAGUUAUAUAUUUCCAGUAAACAGGGAAAGCCGGAAAAAGAAGCAUGAGUUUAAAGAAGAAAGUGUACUGGGGCCCCGCUGAACCUACCCUCGCGGAGAAUAAUCAAGUCAAAAAUGUCAGACACAAGACUUUCCUGCCAUCCUACGUGCAAGAAAAGCCCCAAAUGUGCCUGAUCCUGUCCUGGCACUACGGUCGCCAGUGGCUGGAGGAGCGUCAGGCUCAUGAGGAAGCCAUAAGACAAAUGAAACGGAAAAGCACAAAAUUCAUUCCACCCAAUUUUGACAAGUGGCUGGAAAGCCGCAAACCAAGUUUGACGCGUCGCCAACGGGCUACCCCUUAUCCGGAUUUAUUAAGAAUCAGGCCUGAAUGAUUGCUAAUAGUUAUGAUUAUGUUUCUUAAAUCAAAAAGCUUCAACUUUAUAAAAAUUUUACAAUGGAGAAAAAAAUCUUUUAAAGA